UUGCCCUAAUUACAUUUAUAUGAUUACUUUAAAUUACACUUUGCAUUUUGUCUUGUUUUUUUUUAUCGAUUUAUUUCAGUUUCUCGUUUUCUUAUUGUUUUUUUUUUCAUUGUUUUGUUAAUGGAGUCGUGGUGGUUAUAGAAAACGGAGGCUUUUUUUUAUUGGGGUAAGGCAGGGGUGGGGAACGUCCGGCCUCCGGGCCGUAUAAGGCCCCCAAGACAAUUUGAUCAGGCCCGCAAGGCAGUUCAUAAAUGCUAUUUCAUAUCUCAUGAAUGAAUAAUAUAUAAUGUAAUUUUAUUAUGUGCUGGCUGCAGGUUAUUUAAAUUCAAUUAAUUAUCUAUGAACUCGGCAGUUUAGCAGCGUCAUACCCUUGAAUAUAAUUAUAUUUCUUGAUUUUUUAUUUUGUGACUGUUUUUCUUUGCACUGCUAGCGUCAGCUAAGAGCAGUAACACUGUGCAUUUCCCCACUCUGCAAGAACAAAAUCCUUCUACAACGGAUGAAUAUGCUGGUGAGUGUGCGAAACUAAUUGAGGCAUUUAGUGAAAGGUUCAAGGACGUGAAAAGUAAACAACAGGAGUUGAACAUCUUCGCUACACCAUUUAAUGUGGAACCAGCUGAUGUGCCUGAUAACCUGCAACACGAAAUAAUUCAGCUGCAAAGCGAUGAUGAGCUGAAAGCUAGGUACAACAACCUCUCACUGCUUGAGUUCUACAGACGUUACGUAAGUGCUGAUGAUUUUCCUAUUUUGAGGAGACAUGCACUGAAAUAUGCAUCUGUGUUCGGAACGACUUACUGCUGCGAGCAGUUCUUCUCAAAACUUACCCUGGCAAAGAGUAGACUGCGCUCCAGACUGACCGAUGCAAACCUGGAAAACCAGUUGCGAGUAGCAUCAUCAACAGUACCACCUAACAUCACGCGCCUCGCCAAAGAGAAGCAGUUCCAGCCGUCACAUUAGAGAGCGGCAGUGGAUCUCUACAUGGGUGAGGUGGCGAGGGGCGUGGCCAGGGGGCGGCUAGCAGCGUGUGCCACCAGGGAAAUGUGUAUGAACAUAAAAAAAGGCGCCCGUCAAGAAAGGCACAGAUGCAGGGUGGUGAGGCAGUGUUCAUCCCAGGGGCACACCACACAGGGUCAGCAACACAGAUGGUGGUGGAGAGGCACCUGUGGGACGCCCAGGGGAACACCAAACACGACCUUGACAGACAGAAGUUUAUUGAUGAAGUGUGGAAGAAGAGGAGGAAGGAACAAUGAUAUUCGACCAGCUGCGGCAUCUGGGGGCUUCACUUGACUGGGACAGCUGGGACAUGGAUGCAGCGAGAGACUGGCCUGUGUGUCUGUCUGUACAUCCGCACACCCUUGACCUCCAUGUCCACCCAGCAGGAGGAAGAUCUGGACACCUGUUUCUCCUCUGGUCCCUCCCUUUGCCUCGCUGGGCUGGCCGGGUCAGGGGAGGGAGAGACCAUGCCUGACCUUGCUCGCUUCUACGCAACGACCUUGAAGACGGGUCACGGCAUCCUCUUCUGGGUGGCUCAGGUGGUCAUGCCGGGACUCGACUUGACGGGGAGGCUUUCCUUUGAGACUGUGCUGCUGCAUGGCCUCCAGGGUGAUGGUGGCGGCCACAAGACGUCCAAGUCCUGGGGCAGUGUGAUAGACCCCCUGGAUGUCAUCAGUGGGGUGUCCCUGGAGGUGUGUGACUUGCUGGUGCUGUGUGUUCUGUACUGGUGUUCAUUGGCUGUGGUGAGCAGUACCUUGACAGCAGGUACUGUGCGAGAGGGUGGAGGGGACCCUGAAUGCGGAAGAAGUACUCACUGGUCUCGUAUGAACUCUCCCACAGGCAUCCCAGAGUGUGGAGCUGAUGCCCUUUGGUCCACCCUGUGCUCCACCAGCUUCAGGAAACCGUCACCCCAAACAAUGAGUGGUGGAGGGUGCGUUCUGCGUUGACAGCCAGCAUGAGCGGUGACAGGAGCCAUCGGUGCCUUGCCUCCUCGCACCACCACCACAAGCACCACCACUCCUGCCAUCACCUACAAGGGGGAGACUGUGAUGUGGCUGCAGGUGGAUAGGUUCGGAGGCCUCCAGAGAGUUGCCCAGAGUGAAGCUUGUGGUAUAGAGGGACAGCUGCUGAUUAUCAAGCUUAUGGAGUGACUGGAAGAAAGUGGGAGGAGCCUGGAGGGAGUGGUGGAGGUACAGUACUCGGAGAAAAUCCCUUCACUAUGACGACUGGGUGUCUGCUGUACAGGCCACCAACCAAUGCCUGCAGCCUGCCCUAGCCUGACCCGCCAGACAUGUGCCCCAGGCCUUCCCCUAGCCUGUAGAGCCAUGUAAGCCUGCAGGUCAAGGUCAGGUCAAACGCAACAGGCCGUAACGUGAAAGAUGAAGAGAUUUACGAAGACUGUGUUUGAUGGGCUCAGGUCCUCCGUGCACCCCACCAACAAACAAGAAGUUGAGGAAAUACAAAUUUUUGAGACUCUGCAAGUUGAUGCCUUCCAGAUCGCGAAGGCAUCUUCAUCUUGCCCAAGGGAGUGCCGAGGGAGACAGGCAGCGUGGGCAUGUCGCUGGUGGUAUGGGUGAUGUGUGGCUUCAUGUGGAUGGUGGGCGCGCUAUGCUAUGCAGAGCUGGGCACAUCCAUACCAAAAUCAGGCGGAGACUAUGCGUACAUUAAUGCUGGCUUUGGCUCCCUUCCUGCCUUCCUUUUCCUCUGGGCUGCCAACCUCAUCUUUGUGUAAAGUUAAAGCCCACCACCAAUCCCAUCAUGCCGCUGGCCUUUGCAAAGUAUGUGAUUCAACCGUUCUUCCCCAACUGUGACCUGCCAGAUGAUGCUGUGCGGCUCAUUCCAGCACUGUCCAUAUCUGGAAUGUACGAGUCACCACCAAGCAGCAGGAUUUCUUCAUGGUGACCAAGAUUGCUGCAUUGCCCAUUGUCAUCCUUGCUGGCAUUGUACACCUUUGCAUGGGCAACACUGGGAACUUCCACAACUCCUUCCAGGGCACCAGCACUGAGCCAGGCAAGAUAGCUGUCUCCUUCUACUCAGGCAUAUCUUCCUAUACUGGAUGGAACUACCUCAACUUCAUGAUGGAGGAACUGAAGAACCCAUUUGUCUGAGUACUGUCUCUCCCUCACUUGGCACCACACUGCCACUCACUUCUACUCACUUCUACUCACUUGGCACCACACUGCCACUCACUUCUACUCACUUCUACUCACUUGGCACCACACUGCCACUCACUUCUACUCACUUCUCACACUGCCACUCACUUCUACUCACACUGCCACUCACUUCUACUCACUUCUACUCACACUGCCACUCACUUCUACUCCACACUGCCACUCACUUCUACUCCACACUGCCACUCACUUCUACUCACACUGCCACUCACUUCUACUCCACACUGCCACUCACUUCUACUCCACACUGCCACUCACUUCUACUCAGGCAUAUUUUCCUACGCUGGAUGGAACUACCUCAACUUCAUGAUGGAGGAGCUGAAGAACCCAUUUGUUAACCUGUCCCGGGCCAUCUACAUCUCCCUGCCACUGUGACGCUGGUCUACGCGAUGGCCAAUGUUGCCUGCCUGGCUGUGCUCUCCCCUGUCGACAUGCUGGCCUCUGAUGCCAUUGCUGUUACCUUUGCUGACCAUCUAAUGGGCCGUGGCAGUGGCGGCUGGGUGAUGCCCUUGCUGGUGGCCCUCUCAGUGCACAUCAUGACUUCCUCCAGGAGGGUUGGGAACGAGCCCCUCCAGUGGUGUGCUGUUAACUUCACGUCCUGGGUAUCCAUCCCCCUGAUGUGAGGGACGGAGGACGCGAAGACGUUCCACAGUCUGGGUGAUGCAGAGGAAUGACUGAGAAGAAAGGAAGGAAGAAAGGGAGGAGGAUACAAGAAAGAAGGAAGGAAGGAAGGAAGGAAGGAAGGAAGGAAGGAAGGAAGAGAAGAGGACAAGAAGGAAGAGAAAAGGAGGACACUCUCUCUCUCUCUCUCUCUCUCUCUCUCUCUCUCUCUCUCUCUCUCUCUCUCUCUCUCUCCUCUCUCUCUCUCUCUCUCUCCCACAGACCCACAGGAUAUCCCCCCACAGGAUGUUGACAAACCCCACAGUCACUCCCCUCAGCCCCUCUCUCUCUCUCUCUGUCUCUCACCUACCUUCAGGCCCAGAAUAGGAACCCUGUCAGUGCCCGUCAGGAACUUCAAAAACAACUUCUUCUGCUCCAGGGAGAGUUUGUGAAAUACUUCCCAGAACGUGCGUAUGACCGGGUGGUCUGGGAAACAUUCGCCCUGGAAACACCGACAGAAAUCAAUAAACGGAAGGAUAUUAGUGUGAA
This is a messenger RNA of Scylla paramamosain (green mud crab), 4310 nucleotides long. RefSeq lists its product as uncharacterized. Gene Ontology annotation, molecular function: valine-tRNA ligase activity; ATP binding. The record is from RefSeq and is a predicted model, not a curated record. Bases 1305 to 1937 code for a protein of 210 amino acids. Gene Ontology annotation, biological process: valyl-tRNA aminoacylation. The transcript has 19 exons. NCBI's taxonomy places the organism in Eukaryota, Metazoa, Arthropoda, Malacostraca, Decapoda, Portunidae. Gene Ontology annotation, cellular component: cytosol.